UUUUUUCACUCGGGACCAUGGCUUUUUAAUCUCUUCCAGUUAUUUUUUGAGGUAAUUUUCUUUUUAUAUUUCCCCUUAUUUUUCUGUGCCGUAGAACUUUUUAUUUUCCCAGUUUUGAAUAAAGGGAAAUGGAUUUGAAGCUCUGCAAUAAUCGCAUUUCUCUGCUGAAUUUUUAGGUAUUUUUCUCCAUUUUUCCCCAUUUUUUUUGCGCCUUUGAACGUUUGAUAUGGAAUCGGCUCGGAUUGAUUGAAAUCUCUGUGAAAUAUGAUUUCUCUGGUUCUUGCAUGGCUUUUGACCUAAUUUGUAGGCGUCUUGGUGCAUUUGAAUAAGAAAUCUUUGAUCUUUAAUUUCAAAGAAGAAGCUUCUGGUUCAGUGUUAGUUUUGCCCUGAACUAAGGGUGUUGUGCUUUUUUUUUCCUGAUACUUUCUUUUUUUGGUUUUUAUGUUUUCAUGUUUAAGAGGAAGCUUCUGGUUCACCGUUAGUUUUGCCCUUUUUUAAUGAAAAAAAAAAUCUCUUUUCAGUCUCAUCCUUUUUCUUCAUAGGAAUCAACUCUCAGCGCUGUAUUGUUGGUUUUUAUAGGCUUUCAUUUUGAUCCUCUUUCCUGUACUCGAGUUCUUGAACCAGUUAGUCUUAUAUCAGGAAUACACUGUUCAGAACUGAAAGUCUUUAUUUUUAGCUAUUAUUCAGAUGUUUUAAAGCGUCAUUGAGGAGUACAGCUAGCUAGGUUAUCUGUUAUUUUUCUUUGCUCCAAGGGUUUCCAUCCUUCUUCCAUGGCAUCCGAUGAUGAAUCCCCUGCUUUAGAUGUAAAGCCUCUGCGGACCUUGGUCCCGGUUUUUCUAUCCCAUGUAAGACCUUUAUCUUCAGUUCCAGGCCCAAAUAAUCCUCCUUUAUCUGAACCUCUUACCUCUUCCAACCCUCGUCCUGCAAAAAUACCACAAUUUCCGCGCUCUUUGGCCAAGAAUUCAUCAAAAGAGCCCACUGGUUCAGUAAAAGAGGCCUCCAAAUCAAGAAAACCACCCACUGAACCCAAAAAUGAACCCUCCUUCCUUUCUCCUGAACCCCUAAAUCAAUUCAAACCACCUGCUGAUACCAUCAAUGAAGCGUCUUUUGCGUCUCCUGAACCUCAAAUCGAUUUCAAAACCCCCCCAAGUAAUUUAAGAGAACCCAUAUUUGUUGCUCCCAUAUCCCAAAAAGCACCUGAAGAUAACUCAGUUAUAGAAAAGCAGGCCUCUGCUAGAGCAAAGAGGAGCAAGAACAUAUCUUUUCGUCCAUUUGAUGCUGAAGAGAGACCCAUGAACGUUGAUAGGGAUGCAGUUGAUAGGGUCCUUACAAUUUACCAUGCUUAUAGGCGAAGGCUUAUGCAACAAAAUGAACCAUCAAAGGAAUCAUCAAGUUCUGGUGGUAGGAUACGUGCAGACCUGAAAGCUGGGACUGUCAUGGCCAGCAAAGAAUUCCGAACCAAUGUUGGGAAGAGGGUCGGCUCUGUUCCAGGAGUCAAUAUAGGGGAUAUUUUCUAUUUCAGACUCGAAUUAGGUCUAGUGGGGUUGCAUGCCCCUUCAAUGGCUGGUAUUGACUACAUGACCAUGAAGUUUGGGCAACAAGAGGAUCCCAUUGCUAUUAGUAUCGUCUCUUCUGGUAGUUACGAUGAUGAUGAUGCAGAAGACAAUGGGGAUACCCUGAUUUACAGUGGCCAUGGUGGUGUUGACUCAAGGGGAAAACAGGUCGGUGAUCAGAAGCUUGAGAGGGGUAAUCUUGCUUUGGAGAAGAGCCUUCAACAUGGGAAUGAAAUCCGGGUAAUUAAGGGUGUGAAAGAUGUGUCUAGCCCUUCUGGCAAGGCCUAUAUCUAUGAUGGGUUAUACAGAGUCCAACAAGGAUGGACAGAGAGAGGCACUAUGGGCUUCAAAGUUUUCAAGUAUAAAUUGUUAAGGUGUCCGGGCCAGCCUAAUUUGGGGAGCUCACUGUGGAAGCAAUUGGAGCAAUGGAGAGAAAAUCCAUUAACAAGGCCUGGUGCUACAACAUCAGAUGUAUCUUCAAUGGCCGAGAAAGUACCAGUUUGUUUGGUGAAUGAUGUUGAUGAUGAGAAAAGGCCGCGUUUUUUGUAUAUCACAGGAGUGAGGAAUUCAAAGCCCUCGACGAAUCCUUCUCCGGGUUGUAUGUGCGUAAAUGCAUGCAGUCCCAAUGACAUAAACUGUUGUUGCUUGGGGCUAAAUGGAGGCCAGUUCCCUUAUAAUCCAAAUGGAAUUUUAUUUAGCCCUAAACCAAUGAUAUAUGAAUGUGCUCCUACUUGUUUGUGCUCAAACAUUUGUAGGAACAGGGCAUCACAGAAUGGGCUAAAACUUCACUUUGAGGUUUUUAAGACUAGAAACAAAGGCUGGGGCCUUCGUUCUUGGAACCCUAUUCCAUCAGGGACAUUCAUUUGUGAAUAUGCCGGCCUAAUUAUGCACAAUGGUGAGGAAGAAGAAGAAACAGAUGAUGAGUAUUUAUUUUUAUCAAACCGAGAGCGUCAAAACCCAUUUAAUUGGGCUAAUAUAUAUACAUUAUUGGGAGAGCAGAGAUUUGCUGAACCUGAUCCGAAUUUUGAACAGCUACCAAUUGUGAUUAGUGCAAAGCGUAUGGGUAAUGUGUCUCGAUUCAUGAAUCACAGUUGCUCCCCCAAUGUUUCAUGGUAUCCUGUCUUAUUCGACCAUCGUGAUAGUCAGUGUCCUCAUAUCAUGUUUUUUGCAAUCAAGAAUAUUCCUCCUAUGACGGAAUUGACAUAUGAUUAUGGACUUUCUAAAUCUCAGUCAAAGAGGAAACAGUGCUUAUGUGGAGCUUUAAAAUGCAGAGGGUUCUUUGGCUAGUGCUUUUAGUUUCAUGCCUUUGAACAAGUAGCAAGAGUUUAAGGAAUUUUGCUAGCAAGGUAAGGUUUUAUCCAAAUACACUCUUAAAAGUUCCUGAAGCCAUAUACGUUGAUGCGGCAUUGCAAAAUCAAUUCCCAUCAGAGCAUGCAAUUCUGCAUCCCAUUGUACAUGUAUGAAGUAGGAAUGCAUGAUGUAUAUGGAUGUAUGUGUGGAAUACAUAAUGUAUGUAUGUGUGCUUACAUCAUUGAUUUCAUGUAAUGAGUUAUUUUGACUAUCCGUUUAAGCAUAGUGUUUUUACUGAUUUCUCUAUCAGUUGCUUCU
Amborella trichopoda is the source of this 3161-nucleotide messenger RNA. RefSeq names its product histone-lysine N-methyltransferase, H3 lysine-9 specific SUVH1. NCBI's taxonomy places the organism in Eukaryota, Viridiplantae, Streptophyta, Magnoliopsida, Amborellales, Amborellaceae. Gene Ontology annotation, molecular function: protein binding; zinc ion binding; histone methyltransferase activity. The record is from RefSeq and is a predicted model, not a curated record. Gene Ontology annotation, cellular component: nucleus.